CUAUAAAAGGCCAAGCUCCCAGUUACCCAGUACACUUGCCCGUGGUGUCAGCGAGCACUGGACUUCUUCCUCUGGUGAAGUGGGUUUACUUGAACUUGAAAGAAAGAAAAAAAUGUCUCCACUUCUGAGAAGCAUCUGUGACAUCAUUGAAAUUUUCAAUCAAUAUGACUCACAUGAUUGUGAUGGAGUGGCAUUAACUAAGAAAGACCUGAAGAACCUCCUUGAAAGAGAAUUUGGAGCUGUACUUCGGAGACCACAUGACCCCAAGACGGUAGAUCUGAUCCUGGAACUUCUGGAUCGUGACUGUAACGGGCAUGUCGAUUUCAAUGAAUUCCUCCUAUUCAUUUUCAAAGUGGCUCAAGCUUGUUACUACGCUCUGGACCAGGCCACGGGACUAGAUGAAGACAAGCGAACCCUCUGUGAUGGAAAGGAGAACCUGUUACAAGAUCGCAGGCAAGAAGACCAAAGGAGAUUCGAGCACCAGGGCAGACAACUGGAAGGAGAACCUGGGCAACGACGGAGGCAGAAGAGGCAGGAACAGGAGAGGGAGCUCACUGAGGGAGAGGAGCAAAGGGAGAAACAAGAGCGACUUGAGCAGCGUGAUAGGCAGCGCCGCGACGAUGAGCUUCCAGACGACAAGCAACAGCGAAGGCGGGAGCUGCAGGGGCUGAGGAGGGAGUGCCGUGAGGAGAAGCAGCAGCGAAGGCGAGAGCUGCAAGAGAGAGUGCUCCAGGAGGAAGAAGAGAAGCUGCAAAAACGGGAGAGGCAAGAGCAAAGGGAGCGCCUGGAAGAUGAACCGCAGCGGCAAAGAGAGCUCCAGGAGGAAGAAGAUAAGCUACAGAAGCAGGAGCGGCAAGAGCUGAAGAGGGAGCGCCAGGAGGAAGAGCAGCAGCUGCAAAGGCUAAGGCCCGAGCAGGAGGAAGAGAGGCGCGAGCAGCGGCUGAAGCGCGAGCAGGAGGAGGAGAGACUCGAGCAGCGGCUGAAGCGCGAGCAGGAGGAGGAGAGGCUCGAGCAGCGGCUGGAGCGCGAGCAGGAGGAGGAGAGACUCGAGCAGCGGCUGAGGCGCGAGCAGCGGCUGAAGCGCGAGCAAGAGGAGGAGAGACUCGAGCAGCGGCUGAAGCGCGAGCAGGAGAAGGAGAGGCUCGAGCAGCGGCUGAAGCGCGAGCAGGAGGAGGAGAGGCGCGAGCAACAACUAAGGCGCGAGCAGGAGGAGGAGAGGCGCGAGCGGCGGCUGAGGCGCGAGCAGGAGCUGGCUGAGGAGGAGGAGCAGGAACAGGUCCGGGAGGAGAUUAAGAGCCGCACCCUGAAGUGGCAGUGGCAGCUAGAAAGGGAGGCCGACGCACGGCAAAGCAAAGUCUACUCGAGGCCCCGCAGGCAGGAAGAGCAGGAGGAGAAGAGGCGGCGCCGGGAGCGUGAGCUGCAACGGCAGGAGGAGGAACCCGCUCGCCGGCAGCAGCAGCAGGAGGAGCAGCGCCGGGACUUCAAAUGGCAGUGGCAGGCUGAGGAAGAGAGCGAGAGGCGCCGACAGAGGCUGUCGGUCAGGCCCUUGUUGCGGCAGCAGCGGGAGAGGCAGCUGAGGGCCGAGGAGCGCCUGCAGCGGGAACAACGGUUUCUCCAGGAGGAGGAGGAGAAGGAGCAGCGUCGCGAGAGGGAGCAAGAGCUGCAGUUCCUGCAGGAAGAAGAGCAGCUCCAGCGGCGGGAGCGCGCCCAACAGCUCCAGGAAGAGGAGGACGGCCUCCAUGAGGAUCAGGAAAAGAGGCGACGCCAGGAACAGCGCCGCGACCAAAAAUGGAGGUGGCAGCUAGAAGAAGAAAGGAAGAGACGCCGCCACACGCUGUACGCCAAGCCGGCCCCACGAGAGCAGCUGAGGAAGGAAGAGCAGCUGCAGCAGGAGGAAGAGCAGCUGCUGAGAGAGGAACGGGAGAAGAGAAGGCGCCAGGAGAGGGAGAGGCAGUACCGCGAGGAAGAGGAGCUGCAGCAGGAGGAAGAGGAAGACGAGCUGCAGCAGGAGGAAGAGCAGCUGCUGAGAGAACUGGAGAAGGGAAGGCGCCAGGAGAGGGAGAGGCAGUACCGCGAGGAAGAGGAGCUGCAGCAGGGGGAAGGGCAGCUGCUGAGAGAGGAGCGGGAGAAGAGAAGGCGCCAGGAGCGGGAGAGGCAGUAUCAGGAGGAGGAAGAGCUUCAGCGCCAGGACAGAAAGCGGCGAUACCGGGAUGAGGAUCAGCGCCGUGAUCUGAAAUGGCAGUGGGAACCAGAAAAAGAAAAUGCAGUUCGUAAAAACAGGGUUUACUGCAAACGUGGAGAGAAUGAACAGCUUCGGCAAUUGGAAGAUUCCCAGGUGCGUGACAGACAAUUCCAGCAGGAUCUGCAGUCCCUGCUGGAUGAACAGCAAGAGAGAGACCGCGAGCAAGAGAGGAGGCGCUGGCAGCGGCGCGACAGGCAAUUCCCAGAGGAAGAACAGCUGAAGCGAGAAGAGCAAAAGGAAGCCAGCAGUCGCGACAGGAAGUUCCAAGAGGAAAAGCAGUUGCUGAGAGAGGAAAGAGAAGAGAAGAGACGCCGUCAGGAAAGAGACAGAAAAUUCCGCGAGGAGGAACAGCUGCUCCAGGAAAGGGAAGAACAGCAGCUGCGCCAAGAGCGUGACAGAAAAUUCCUCGAGGAGGAGCAGCAGCUGCGCAGCCAGGAGCGCGAACAACAGCUGCGCCAAGAGCGCGACAGAAAAUUCCGCGAGGAGGAACAGCUGCUGCAGGGACGGGAGGAACAGGAGCUGCGCCAAGAGCGUGACAGAAAAUUCCUGGAAGAGGAACAGCAGCUGCGCCGCCAGGAACGAGAGAGAAAAUUCCGUGAGGAGGAGCAGCAGCUGCGCCGCCAGGAGCGCGAACAGCAACUGCGCCAGGACCGCGACAGAAAAUUCCGUGAGGAGGAACGGCUCCUUAAGGAGAGGGAGGAACAGCAGCUGCGCCGCCAGGACCGCGACAGAAAAUUCCGCGAGGAAGAACAGCUGCUCCAGGAAAGGGAAGAACAGCAGCUGCGCCAAGAGCGUGACAGAAAAUUCCUGGAAGAGGAACAGCAGCUGCGCCGCCAGGAACUAGACAGAAAAUUCCGUGAGGAAGAAGAGCAGCUGCGCCGCCAAGAGCGGGAACAGCUGCGCCAGGAGCGCGACAGAAAAUUCCGCGAAGAGGAACAGCUCCGCCAGGAGAGGGAGGAACAGCAGCUGCGCCAAGAGCGCGACAGAAAAUUCCGCGAGGAGGAACAGCUCCGCCAGGAGAGGGAGGAACAGCAGCUGCGCCGCCAAGAGCGGGACAGAAAGUAUCGCCGAGAAGAAGAGCAGCUGCAGCUUGAGGAGCAGGAAGAGCAGAGGCGCCGACAGGAACGAGACCGGAAGUACCGGGCGGAGGAGCAGUUUGCCAGGCAGGAGAAGAGCCGUCAUCAGGAACAAGAACUGUGGCAAGAAGAAGAGCAGAGACGUCGCCAGGAACGAGAAAGGAAAUUCCGGGAAGAACAGCUCCGCCGCCAGCAGGAGGAAGAACAGAGGCGCCGCCAAGUCCGGGAGACCCAAUCCCAAGAAGGCAAGGGCUAUGGGCGGCUUCUGGAGCCCGGCGCUCGUCAGUUUGCCAACGUCCCAGUGCGCUCCAGCCCUCUCUAUGAGUACAUCCAAGAGCAGAGAUCUCAAUACCGCCCUUAAGAGAUAUUGCCAAUAUGCUGACACCUGCCCAAGCUUUGAGCACAAGAAAAUGAGAAACACUGGGUACCAAGUGAUAACUCAGAUGUUUCAGGUUGUGGGAAAACUCUCUAAUGUUAGAAUGUCUUUUCUUCCAAAAUCUUAAACUACGCUCAUUUUAUGUACUUUGUACUCCUGCUUUUUAUUCUUCCUCAAGUAGUUCUUUACUGCAAGACGUCUUUCUUUUGCUCGUUGAUGCAGAUGUGGUGUGCAUUUGAAAAAAAAUACAUAUAAAUCAUUUAAUUUGUUUAAGGAGUUUUGUUUGAGGAACGUGUUCAUGUAUUGCUUUCAGAAGUAACAAGAAUAAUAAUAGGAUGACUUGAGAUUCUAAACAAUGGGUCUGUUUGUUUAAUGAUUGACCCAUCUUGUGGAAAGUGCAGAUAUUUUUAAUGUUCAAGUUGCUAUUUCUUCUUAAACCUAAAUUGAUCUUUGCCUGCAAACAGCUUUUCAUCUUUUGUGGCAUAAAUAGCACAGAUUCCAGGUAACUGAAUUUUUAUAACCCUUGAAUAGUGCAGGCGGAGUGACCACUGCAUAAAAACUUUCUGUGAAAUCAGCCUAUUACUGGAAGAAAUAUCUGUUAAGGAUAGGUUUAGCUUUGAAGAUUUAGAAUUCAAAUUAGAUUUUUUUACACUCCACUUACACAUAUAAUCUCAUGAAGCAAAAAUGAGGUGUUUCUCAAACAACUUCAGAGUUCAAAUUUUAAAAUUGUGUCUGGUGUAGUCUACAGUGUUCAUUCUACUUCCCCAAGUUUUGAAGAGUUUGAGAAUAUUACAAAACUUUGUUAAUUUUAGCUUAUUAGAAGGAAGCUGUUCAGAAUCCCAUAAACAUCUGGCUUACUCUAGGGCAAAUAAGAGAUCACAGAGGGCAUAUUGGGGGUGUAAAAAGGAAAAAUGUGUGAACAUAGAGGCAACUUUCUAGCGGCCCUUUAACAAGACCCAUCAGCCCACAAAUCAUUUGAGGCCUAUUUAUAAUACCUUGGAAACAUUCUUGUUGAAAUAAUUGGACUGUGAAAAAUAAUAAUAAAUGUUUGGCAAAUAA
This is a messenger RNA of Cebus imitator (Panamanian white-faced capuchin), 4753 nucleotides long. RefSeq names its product trichohyalin (gene TCHH). Gene Ontology annotation, biological process: intermediate filament organization. The coding region runs from base 113 to 3679 and encodes 1188 amino acids. The transcript has 4 exons. NCBI's taxonomy places the organism in Eukaryota, Metazoa, Chordata, Mammalia, Primates, Cebidae. The record is from RefSeq and is a predicted model, not a curated record. Gene Ontology annotation, molecular function: calcium ion binding; transition metal ion binding.